Saccostrea echinata is the source of this 3563-nucleotide messenger RNA. Its product is annotated as protein O-mannosyl-transferase TMTC4-like. Gene Ontology annotation, biological process: endoplasmic reticulum unfolded protein response; protein O-linked glycosylation via mannose. Gene Ontology annotation, molecular function: protein binding; mannosyltransferase activity. The transcript is spliced from 16 exons. The record is from RefSeq and is a predicted model, not a curated record. Lineage: Eukaryota; Metazoa; Mollusca; Bivalvia; Ostreida; Ostreidae. Bases 100 to 2442 code for a protein of 780 amino acids. Gene Ontology annotation, cellular component: endoplasmic reticulum.
UACUCUACAGUGCCCCGAAAAAACGGAAAAACGUGAGCCAGGGGUGUAUUCUGCUGCCUGUGACGAUAAUAUGUUAGCUAAGGAUGAAUAGUCACAGCCAUGAACAGACUGAAGCAAAAUGGCCAUAGUAAUAGCAGCAAACAAAAUGGACAUUCUCGGAGCAUCAGUAAUCUCCCUAACAGGAAGGAGUGGGACAGUUGUCUGCCCCUGCCAGCACUCUCCUUCCCUGCAGCAACAGGCAUUGUGUUCCUUUUUGCCAUCACAUGUUUUGUAAAUAGUUACCAUGGAGAUUUCGUCUUUGAUGACAGUGAAGCCAUUUUGUCCAACAAUGAUCUCAAACCUGAAACACCUCUGUCUGAUUUGUUUGUGCAUGAUUUUUGGGGGAACAAGCUGGACUCUAAAACCAGCCAUAAGUCCUACCGUCCCCUUACAGUGCUGACCUUUAGAUGGAAUUAUUGGUUGUCAGGCGGUGCCUUUCCUAUGUCAUUCCACAUUGUAAACAUUAUUCUUCAUGGCCUUGUGUGUGUACUCAUGCUUAUCAUAUUCUCAUUGGUCCUGUCUGGUUACCAUACCGAUGCAAAAGGACAGAUUGUGUUUGGUGCUCCUAAAUCAUCUUUGCUGUGUGCCGUUCUGUUUGCUGUUCAUCCUGUUCACACAGAAUCAGUGGCCGGAAUUGUGGGUAGAGCAGAUCUCCUGUGUGCCUUGCUCUUCAUCCUUUCAUUUAUUUGUUAUGUCCGCUCCUGUUGUCAAGAAAUCUCAUUCCUGCCAAACAGAAGUCUUCAUCGUCCAGAGACAUUCUCCAUGGCCUGGCUCUGUCUGUGUUUGGUGCUGUGUGGUUUGUCCGUUCUGUGUAAGGAGCAGGGUAUCACAGUCAUUGGUGUGUGUAGUGCAUAUGACAUCAUAGUUAUUUGUAAAAUUGAUGUUUUGAAAUUCCUGGGAUUGAAAAAGUCUGGGAUGAAUGCAAAAAAUGAUAGCUCUCCAAGCAAUAUAGAUCAGAGGCCAUCGGGUGAAUGGUUUAAAAGUCUGUGUGUGCGUCACAUAUUCCUGGUGAUCAUUGGUCUAACCAUUCUUGUCACUAGAUGGCGUGUUAUGGGAUCAGCGCCACCUAUAUUCCAAGUGUUUGAUAAUCCACAUUCCUUUGUAAAUAAUACAUUAAUUAGGGCUUUGAACUACAACUAUCUGUAUGCCCUGAACUGCUGGAUACUUGUUAAUCCCUGGUGGCUUUGUUUUGAUUGGUCCAUGGGAAGUGUGCCAACAAUAGACUCUGUCUCAGAUCCCCGUUUAUUGGCUGUGAUAGUCAUGUGGGCAGUGCUUAUAUUUCUUUUAUACUCAGCUGUUAUUCAAGAAGUUGGUCAGGAGCAGAGAGUGCUAACAAUGGCCCUAGCUCUGUUAAUUGUCCCAUUCCUGCCAGCCUCCAAUCUGUUUUUCCGUGUCGGCUUUGUCAUUGCAGAGCGAGUUCUCUAUCUUUCCACAGCAGGAUUUUGUAUAUUGGUUGUCAUGGGAAUCUGCAAGCUUCAUCAAAAAUGUCCCAGCAUUAAUAUUCGUUACUUUGUCUUCUUCCUGGUAUCCAUAUUUAUGUUGAGAUCCAUUCAGAGAAGCAACGAGUGGAACACAGAAAUGUCUCUGUUUACAUCUGGUGCUAAAACCUGCCCUCUAAAUGCUAAGAUACAUUACAAUAUAGGGAAAAUAAACUCUGAUGUGGGCAAUGUGGAGCAAGCAAUAAGUAAAUACAGACUAGCUAUCAGCCUGAAUCCAGACUACGACCAAGCAAUGAAUAACCUGGGUAACUUACUUAAAGACCAGGGACAGAAUAUGGAGGCUGAGCUGUUGUUACAGAAGGCUGUAGAGAUAAGGCCAGAUUUUGCUGCUGCAUGGAUGAAUCUAGGGAUUGUGCAGGCAGCUCUGAAGAAGCAAAAAGAGGCAGAACAGAGCUACCAUACGGCCCUCAGACAUCGCAGGAAGUACCCUGACUGCUACUAUAACCUAGGAAAUCUUUACCUGGACAUGGGGCAACACCAGUUAGCAUUAAGUGCCUGGAGAAAUGCUACCCUUCAAAAGCCAAGCCAUCUUAAUGCUUGGAGUAAUAUGGUCAUCUUGCUGGAUAAUCUAGAGAAACUAGAGCAGGCAGAGCUUGUGGGUAAGGAGGCAAUCAGGCAUGUCCCCAAUGACCCCACCCCCUACUUCAACCUCGCUAAUGUCAUUGGAAAAGCAAAUAGAUACCAGGAGAGUGAGCAGUACUUUCUAAAGGCCAUACACCUCAGUGGAAAAUCUCCAGCAUCCAAGAUGUAUGCCAACUUAGGUGUACUUUAUCAUCGCUGGGAGAAACCAGCUGAGGCAGAGAGGGCGUAUCUAAAGGCACUGGAAAUAGAACCAGCCAAUCAGAGCGUCUUACAGAAUCUACAGAUGUUACUCCGAAAAUACAACAGAAAAGGACACUCUUAGCGUAUCGUUAAGUUUGUUAUACACUGUUUUCUACAACAGAGUGACACAAAAUGAAAUAUCUUCUGUGGUAAAAUGGAUAGCUGAUUAAUUUACGCAUCAAACUACCAAGGAAUGGAAUUGUGGUAUAAUGAAGAUGAUGUCUAAUAUAGCCAAUAUCUGGCUUUGUCUACAAAGAUUGAUGUUCAAUCAGAUAUCAGUUUCUGCCAAUUAUUGAAGAGCUGCCAUUCAUGUAGUACCCAUAGCAUAUCUAGUACAUGUACAUGCAUUCUUAAUAUGCAUAAUUCAGCAAAACAGAAGUCGCUAGUUUAGAGAAGAAAAAUUUACUUAUUUAAAAUAUUUCUUCAUCUCCAGUAAUAUUAAGUCAGGGUUAUUGAAUUGUGUUUGUAAAAGGCAGAUAAUGUGUUUUUUGAGAUAGGUGCAAAUGACAUAGUUUAACCUCAAUAUCUUGCACUCAGGAAAAAAAGAGCACUUGGAGAUAUUUAAUUUUUCUGGGAAAACCAUGCAAUUUGAAACUUUAUCCAUCUUUGGCACACUGAAGUCAAACUACAUGUAUCCCAGUACCAGGAAUGUCAAUAUAUCAGCAUUAGAAAUAUUUAAAUUAAGCUGGUUAUAUAUUGCAUAUCUGUUCAUUACAUUCCAUCAAUACUUUUGUUUUUUAAAGGAAAGUUUUCACAUUUUACUUGCAUUUUUUUUAAAAUAUACAUAAUGUACAUGAAUGAUUUAGAAUUAUUGUUGAGAGAAAAUUGCUUGUUAGAUCUAAAAAUCCAUUUAAGUUUUCCUGUUAUUUUGAAGAUUAUCUCUGUGAUGUUUGAAGAAGAUACCAGUAGCAUUCCAUUUUUGAUAUACAUAUAUAUGAGUGGUUGUGGAUAUACACACAUUUAUUUUUUCUGUUGUGUUAAGCUCACAGAGUGCUUUUUCAUCUGCGGUAACAGGGCUUUUUGGUUGGUCUUGUUUUGACUUUUUUUUGUUGUUGUCGUUGCGAAAGUUGAAUACUUUGUUUUUUCCAUUUUGCAUAAUGAUAAGAAGUACAUUGCAAUUACAGGGCUUAGCACUGAAAGAUCUUGUAUAACACAUCUGGUUUUUUUUUUAUAAUAAUAGCCAUAAUAUUUUUGUAAAAAUAU